Drosophila mojavensis is the source of this 418-nucleotide messenger RNA. RefSeq lists its product as uncharacterized. The transcript has 2 exons. The record is from RefSeq and is a predicted model, not a curated record. NCBI's taxonomy places the organism in Eukaryota, Metazoa, Arthropoda, Insecta, Diptera, Drosophilidae. The coding region runs from base 76 to 288 and encodes 70 amino acids.
AAUUAGACCUGAAACAAAGUUCAUCAGCGCAGCAACAGCACUCGCAGGAGUCAGCUCAGUCCCCACCAACGAAAGAUGUCGAAAUUGUUUGCAAUUGUUCUGCUGUUCGCCACAGUCUGCCUGUUCCUGGCGAAUGCUGCCCCAGCACAAAUACUGGAUGCACAGACCGCUAUCAGCAAGAUAAUUGCUGCCUACAACCGCAUCCCGGGACCUUCGCGAGUCUAUCCCGCGGAGGUGGCUACGCUCAUCGACCCAAACACGUUUGUGCCUCGCAAUUACUUCUUCUAAGUCGGUCGGAAAUGUCCCGUUUCAGCCGUCCUCUGUUGUGUUUACUAGUCUAAUAAGAGUUAAUAACUAAAAAUUCAUUUAAAGAAACUUGUGUAAAAACUAAAAAAUAAAAACUAUUUUAUACUGAAAA